AUGAAACGCGUUGCUUACUUCCAUGACCCAGAUAUCGGUUCCUAUUAUUAUGGGCCUGGGCAUCCAAUGAAACCACAACGCAUCAGAAUGGCUCAUUCAUUGGUGCUCUCUUAUGAUCUUUACCGCCACAUGGAAGUUUUUCGACCUCAUCGCGCAGUUGAACCGGAGCUUCUUUCUUUCCACGAUAGCGAUUACAUAUGCUUUCUUUCAUCAGUAAGCCCGGAAAACUAUCUUGACUUUUCCUACCAAUCAAAGCGAUUCAAUGUGGGUGAGGCUACUGAUUGUCCAGUAUUCGAUGGGCUAUUUGAUUUCCAACAGUCUUGUAGCGGUGCUAGUAUUGAUGGAGCACACAAACUAAACCAUCAACAGGCAGACAUUUGUAUCAAUUGGAGCGGAGGACUGCAUCAUGCAAAACGAAGUGAGGCUUCGGGUUUUUGUUACAUAAACGACAUAGUGCUUGGGAUACUAGAAUUGCUUAAAUAUUACACUAGAGUGAUGUAUAUAGAUAUUGAUAUACACCAUGGCGAUGGAGUGGAGGAAGCUUUUUACGUAACACACCGCGUGAUGACGGUAAGUUUUCACAAAUUUGGUAACUUUUUUCCCGGUACAGGAGAUAUAACCGAUAUUGGCAUGUCAACUGGCAAAUAUUACAGUGUAAAUGUGCCACUAAAUGACGGGAUAGACGAUGAAUCCUUUGUUGAUCUCUUUAAAGUGAUAAUUGGGAAGUGUGUGGAAUCGUAUCGUCCAGGGGCAAUAGUGCUUCAAUGUGGUGCAGAUUCACUCACGGGAGAUAGGCUGGGAAAGUUUAAUUUGACAAUUAAGGGCCACGCUGCUUGCGUGGCCUUUGUCAAGGAACUAAAUAUCCCCUUACUAGUUUUGGGCGGUGGUGGUUAUACUAUUAGGAACGUUGCUCGUUGUUGGGCCUACGAAACGGGUGUGGUUCUUGAUAAGCACAACGAAAUGAGCAAUCAGAUCACGCUUAACGAUUACUAUGAUUACUAUGCCCCAGAUUAUCAACUACAUCUUACACCGCAAAAUAUACCCAACUACAACAAACCGGAACACUUGGAGAAGUUGAAGAUUAGAAUUAUGGAGAAUUUGCGCCAUGUUGAACACGCACCUGGAGUGCAAUUUGCUCAUGUACCGCCGGAUUUCAUUAACUGCCAAGAUGACCCGGAUGAGGAGGAACAGUUGAAGGUCUUUUUGGAAGGCGGUGGACUUGCAUCGGUUGAAAAGAUGAACGCGGAAAAACGAUUGGGAGCCCCGCCAAUUUACAUCAACCACAAGCUCAGGAGGAGGGAUUAUGAGCAUGAUCCAUAUGACUUACCUGAUCGGGACCAAUCUAUACCGAUUUAA
Messenger RNA from Babesia microti strain RI, 1356 nucleotides. RefSeq names its product histone deacetylase 1/2. Lineage: Eukaryota; Apicomplexa; Aconoidasida; Piroplasmida; Babesiidae. Gene Ontology annotation, molecular function: histone deacetylase activity. The transcript has a single exon. The coding region runs from base 1 to 1356 and encodes 451 amino acids. The record is from RefSeq and is a predicted model, not a curated record.